AUGUCUUCAAAAGGGGGAAAGAGGAUGGUGAAAACCGAACGAUUGAGCAACAAGCCUCCUACUUUAUCUUCCAAGAAGUCGAUGAAGAUACGAAUGCCAUGUGAAGCUACAGGGUUACAUGAGUGCCAUGUUCACUUCAAUCCAAUCUUGGCUACUACUAGCGAUGUUGUUGUUGGACCUACUCCAUUGGUUGUUCCUCCUAAAGGUUUAAGGGAGGUAGCUCACAUCCAGUCUGAUGUCGUUGUGGUUUCUACCACUGUUCCUCCUUUUACUGGCAUUCUCAAUUUCCAUGUCGACGCUGUGAAGCAUGCUUUUUGUCAAAAGCUACUUGGCCUAGGAUUUGGUUAUGGGAGGUCCAAACCCGAUGUUCCGAAAGCGACGUCAGAUCCUAUCACUCCUGUUGGUGCAACUCCUUCUUCAAAGGAGACAACCGAGCCUGCGAUAGUCGAUACCAUUGAUUUAGACUCUCUUAUUCCUUCUUCAAAUCAUAAUGUUAUUAAGGCUAACGUUGAUACUACUGUUGUCAACGAUCAUACUCCGAAUAAAGGCCCCUCUAAGAGAAUUGUUAUUUCUUCUAAGAAUGAGGCUCCCCAACCAACCUUGAUGUCUUAUGCUACAUCCCUUCCUUCUUUUCUUUACCCAUUCACGACCACCAAGUUCAUGAACAAACCUAACUUGAGGAAGUUAAAUGAAGAGGAUGGUAUUGAUAAGGCUCGUUCUCACCCCUUAAAAGGACUUCAUUGGAUCAAUGAGGAGGAGUUGUGCCAACUGAACCUAGACUUGCAGAUGAAGAUUGAUGAGGCACGCAGUCAGAAAACUUCCAUGGCCGAAACUUUAGAUGGAUUGAUCCAACAAUUUGAGGGUUUGAAAGUUCGUUUUACGGAGAAGGUGUCAAUCCUCGACAUCGCCUGUUUUGAGAGGGAUGUGCAUAUCAAAUUGUUAAAAGACAAAUUGGCUUCAUGUAAGGCUGUUAUGAAAGGUAAUGAAUCCCAAAUCCAGCUUCUAGAGUCCGAGAAAGCCAAGUCUAAACAAGAUGUCUUGUUUCAUCAUUUGAUGGAUGAGCUGAACUCCGUCGAACUGCAUUGGCUCUUGAAGAAAGGGGUAUCUACCUUUGUUUGUGCUUCGUUAAGUUUGGAAGACUCUAGUACCAUGAAUUCCUCUCUUCAGACAUCUUCCAUCUAA
Molecule: messenger RNA, 1182 nt
Organism: Lactuca virosa
Lineage: Eukaryota; Viridiplantae; Streptophyta; Magnoliopsida; Asterales; Asteraceae
Source: the annotation of a GenBank genome assembly